AUGACUAAUAAUGAAAUUAUGAGUUUUGAAGAGAUUGUAUAUCCAAAUAUUGAAUUAUAUUGGAAAUCUUUUUUAUGGGAAUUUCAACUUUCACAUUUAUAUUUUAAAAUAAAUCGAGGUGAUUGUAGGGUUAUAUUUUCAUCUAGUUGGUUACCAAAUAUUAGUAUAUUACAAGUUUUAAUAUUUAGAUUAUUAUGCUUAUUAAUAAUUAUAGUAACAAUAUUAUAUGAUAUUUCAUUAGAAAUUAAAAUUUGGCAUAUAGAAAAUAUUGUAAGAUAUUACACUACAAAUUGGUGCUGUAUUGUAACAAUUGGAUACUUUUCAAUUUUUACUUUAGCUUCUAUAGAAGCUAUAAAUAGUAUAAAUAUUUGUUUAGAUGAAAAAAUAAAAUUGACAAAUAAUAAUAUAAUAUAUAAAUACCUUGAACAAGACAAAUAUAUAUAUUUAAAGAAUCAAACACAAGAUAAUUUAAAUAAACAUGAAGAAGAAUCAUUAAUAUCAAAUAAUGAUAAAAUAAUACCAUAUGAAGAAAAAUAUCAAGAAGAAAAUAAUAAUAAACAAAAUUUAAUAAAUAACGAUAAUAAUAGUAAUAGUAAUAACAAUAAAGAAUAUGAUAUUUCAGAAACUCCCCAUUUAACAUGGAUAUGUUGGUGUGCAUGGAUGAUCCAAAGUUUUUUAUUACCUACUGGUUUAAUCGUAAAUAUUGGAUAUUGGAUGGUUUCACAUCCAAAUACAAAUGUAACAUUUAUUCUAGCUAUUGUUAAACAUGCAUUAGCAAGUUUAUUUGUAUUUUGGGAUUCUUACACAACUUAUCAACCAUUUUUUUUAAUGCAUGGUUUAUAUUUAUAUAUAUAUAUAAUAGGAUUUCUUACAAUUGUAUGGAUUAAUGACUUCUUUCCAAAUACAAUUUUAAGAUAUUUACCAAUAAAUAUGAAUGGAUUAUAUAUAUUUUUUAAUUUUGAUGAUGAUAAAUAUUUACAAAUAGCUCCAAGUUUAUUAGUUUUUAUAUUUACAUUAUUUUAUCCUAUGUUAUUACUCUUCUUAUGGUUUUUAUUUAGAGAUAAGAAUUUAUUGGUAGAUCCAAUGCCUAAUUUAGAAAAAUCCCGUUUACGUGCAAAAUCUGACUAUAUAUUUAGAAAUAAUCAUAAAAUAUUUUACAAAUAA
This is a messenger RNA of Cryptosporidium muris RN66, 1164 nucleotides long. RefSeq lists its product as uncharacterized. The record is from RefSeq and is a predicted model, not a curated record. The transcript has a single exon. Lineage: Eukaryota; Apicomplexa; Conoidasida; Eucoccidiorida; Cryptosporidiidae. Bases 1 to 1164 code for a protein of 387 amino acids. Gene Ontology annotation, cellular component: membrane.